Myodes glareolus (Bank vole) is the source of this 3802-nucleotide messenger RNA. It is a transcript of the gene Ptchd3, whose product is annotated as patched domain containing 3. Gene Ontology annotation, cellular component: membrane. The record is from RefSeq and is a predicted model, not a curated record. NCBI's taxonomy places the organism in Eukaryota, Metazoa, Chordata, Mammalia, Rodentia, Cricetidae.
AGUAGCUCGGAAGCAGAUCCUCUGAGCAGCUGUAGGCGACAUGAUCUCCUCCAAGGUGGUGCCCCAAGAGGAGGCUCAGCGGGAGACACUGUCUGAAGGUCGACUGGAAGCAGAGUCAUCCGACGAGGCUGGCCCUAGCUGGGCCGCAGGGCCGCCAUCAGAGCGCCUGCCGCCCCUGGGUCAGGAGGCACCUCCACCACGCCGCUGCCACACCGACUGUUUGGAAGCGCCCCUGUCGCGCUCCUUCCAGCGCCUUGGCGCCGCGGUGGGUUCUCACCCCUGGCUGUUUUUGCUUGGGCCUGUGCUACUGACGGUCGCACUGGGCACCGGCCUUAUCUUCCUGCCCAAGGAGAAGGAGAACCUGGAGGAGCAGUACACGCCGAUUGGCAGCCCUGCCAAGGCCGAGCGGCGCUUCGUGCAAGGUCACUUCAGCACCAACGAUUCGUACCGCUUCUCCGCCUCCAGGACCAGCUCUGAGUCCAACUUCGCGUCCAUCCUGGUGGUGUCUCUCACCGACACGCUCCUGGAGCCGAGGACAUUCACAGAGGUGAGCAAGCUGGACAGUGCGGUGCAGGCGCUGAAGGUGGUACAGGAAGACGGAACGCAGAUCCUGUACAAAGAGGUGUGCGCCAAGUACAAGACGCUGUGCGUGCCACCCAACCCUCUGCUGUAUGCCUGGCAGCAUAACUUGUCAUUGGAUCUAUCAAGCCUCACCUUCCCCAUUCAUAACCUGUCCAACCACUUCAUCUACUUGGCGGGCUUCUUUGGGGGAAACGUCUUGGGCCAAACGGUGGGAAGAAGUCAACGACUUGUCCAGUCCCGAGCGUUGAGGCUGCUGUAUUACCUCAAGACCGAAGACCCCGAGGACAGUGCGCGUAGCAAGGCAUGGCUGACUCACUUUCUUGACCAUUUCAACGACAUGGAGAACAGUCUGACUUUAGAAAAGACAGAGGUAGUCUACUUUACAUCCCUUUCAAGGCAGCUGGAGUUUGAGGCAACCUCCAAAACUGUAAUUCCUCUGUUCCAUCUGGCAUACAUUUUAAUCAUACUGUUUUCAGUUGUAUCAUGUUUCAGGUUGGACUGUGUAAGAAACAAAAUGUGGGUAGCAGUCUCUGGAGUGUUUUGUGUUGCCUUGUCAGUGGUGAGCGGCUUUGGCUUGAUGUUGCACAUUGGAGUCCCAUUUGUGAUCAUAGUUGCAAAUUCACCAUUUCUUAUUCUUGGUGUUGGGGUUGAUGACAUGUUUAUCAUGAUUUCUGCUUGGCAGAAGACCAGCCUCAUGGAAAGUAUAAGAGAACGACUCUCCAAUUCAUAUUCAAAGGUGGCAGUGUCCAUUACAAUCACCACCCUCACCAAUGUCCUUGCUUUUUACACAGGAAUCUCCAGCUCUUUCAGGUCUGUACAGUAUUUUUGCAUCUAUACAGGAACAACUCUGCUCUUUUGCUAUUUUUAUAAUAUCACCUGUUUUGGAGCAGUUAUGGCUCUGGAUGGUAAAAGAGAAGUUGCGUGCUUCCACUGGCUAGAAAAGCCAGACCCAAAAUAUGCCUCAUUAAAAAAAUCCUGCUGUGUCCCAUUUGGCUCAACCCCAGAGGAGAAUGGAGAAGAUAAGCAUCCAAUGAAUUUGUUCUUUAGAGACUAUUUUGGUCCUUUCCUCACAACUUCUAAAGCCAAGUUUUUUGUAGUGCUGAUAUACAUUUUCUACAUCAUAAGCAGUAUAUAUGGAUGUUUCCAAGUGCAGGAAGGGUUAGAUCUUCGGAACCUUGCGAGCGAUGAUUCCUACAUCACACCAUAUUUUAAUGUUGAGGAAGAUUAUUUUUCAGACUAUGGUCCAAGGGUUAUGGUCAUAGUCACUGAGAGUGUUAACUACUGGGAUGGUGAUGUAAGACAGAAGCUGGACAACUGUAUGAUAAAAUUUGAAGAAAACGAAUAUGUAGAUAAAAAUCUUACAGAGUUUUGGUUGAAAGCAUAUAUUCAAUAUAUGAAUAACAGUGGAAAUAAUCCUAAUGACAAGAAUACAUUUAUGAAUAAUAUUUCAGGUUUUUUAAAAGUUUCCCCUGUUUUUACAUAUGAUAUUAAUAUUUCCUCAUCAAAUGAGAUCACUGCUUCCAGAGGCUUCAUUCAGACUGUAAGGGUUUCUAUGUCAAGCAAUAAGAAGAGAAUGUUACUGCAGUUACGAGGCAUAGCUGAGAACUGUGAGGUUCCCUUGAUGGUGUAUAACCAGGCAUUCAUCUAUUUUGAUCAGUAUGCUGCGAUAAUAGAGAACACUGUUCGAAAUGUCAUGGUUGCGUCAACAGCUAUGCUCAUUGUUUCUUUAUUGUUAAUUCCUCACCCAGUGUGCUCCUUGUGGGUUACUUUUGCUAUUGCGUCUGUGAUUGUGGGAGUGACGGGUUUUAUGGCAUUCUGGAAUGUUAAUCUUGAUUCCAUAUCCAUGAUUAAUCUUGUUAUUUGUAUAGGGUUUUCUUUUGAUUUUUCUGCACACAUUUCCUAUGCAUUUGUUUCCAGUACUGAGACCUCAGUAAAUAAAAAGUCAAUUGAGGCAUUAUAUAUGCUAGGCUAUCCAGUGCUGCAAAGUGCAAUUUCAACAAUAAUAGGGGUGUGUGUUUUAUCUGCAGCUAAAGCUUACAUCUUCAGGACAUUUUUUAAGAUUAUGUUUCUUGUUAUGUUUUUUGGGGCUGCUCAUGGCCUAAUUUUUAUUCCAGUAUUCUUAACCUUUUUUUGAAAGUUUGUUUCAGUACACAGUAAAUAGCCCUAACCAGUUAAAGAAUUCCUGAUGACCUGAAUCCAGUCUGAUUGCAAAAUGUACUAAUUAAGACUAGUCAAUAGAAAAAGAGAGAGAUAAAUUAGAAGAGGCAUUUCAGGGUAAGAAAAACCAGGGGUGAGGGUGGGAGGGAAGGGAGAGUAAUGUGGGAUAUAAACAAAGAACAUUGUAUACAUGUAUGAAAAUGUCUCAAUAAAAACCACUAGUUUGUCCAAUUGGUAUGUCCUAAUAAAGUAUGAAUUAUUAAUGUAUAACUAAAAACAGAUAUAAAGUGUUAAAAAUAGUCAUUCCACUUUAAAGAUGUUUUCUUGAUUUUGAAGUUCCAUAUUACAUUAUUCCUUAACAUAUUCUGAGAAAAAUUAAAAUGUCUUUACCAAAUUCAGAAAAAUGUUAUCAUCUUUAUUCUAAUAUCUACAAUAAGUCUUAGUUACUUUUCUAUUGAUGUGAUGACCAAAACCAAACUUUGGAAGGAAGGGUUUAUUGCAGUUUAUAGCUUACAGUCCAUCACAAUGAAAAGUCAGGACAAGAACUGGGAGACAGGAACUGAGGCGUAGACUGUUAGAAAAGCUCUUAUUGGAUUGUUCCUCAUAGGGUUGCUCAGCCUGAUUUCUUACAUACCUUAGGGAACCUUUCCAGAGAUGGACCAGGAAGGGACUGUAAGCUAGGUGCUGUGGGUACUGAACUAUCAAAGACAAGACAUUACUCUCUCUUUCUCGAGACAAGAGAUUUUCUGUGUAGUCCUGGCUAUUCUAGAACUCACUCUGUACACCUGACUGGCCUUAAACACAGAUCUGCCUGCCUUUGCCUCCUGAGUACUGAUAUUAAAGGUGUGUGCCAACCCUGCCACCUCUGUCAUAAUGUUGUUUGGGAACAUACAUAGUUUUUUGAAGGAGAUAGUAUUCAUUCUGUCUAAAUAAAUUUAUUAGUAAUUAGUAAGUAGGAAUAUAUUCAUGUUGUUUCAAAAAGAUGGAUUACAUCAUUUUUGGUUUUGGACAUAUGCUUUAUUUCUUCUUGCUCAUCUUCCUUAAUAAACUAUGACAGAACAGA